Messenger RNA from Symbiodinium necroappetens, 577 nucleotides. The record is from the annotation of a GenBank genome assembly. Lineage: Eukaryota; Dinophyceae; Suessiales; Symbiodiniaceae.
GUGCGGCUGCCGAAACUUGGGCGAGGCGCUGCGUCGCAUCGCCGAAGGCGCCAGCAUGAUCCGCACGAAGGGCGAGGCCGGAACCGGCGACGUCGUGGAGGCGGUGCGCCACAUCCGCACGCUGCACAAGGAGAUGCGGAUGGUGCAGAUGAUGGAUGACGACGAGCUCUUCACCUACGCCAAGGAGAUUGGUGCUCCCAUCGACCUUCUGCAGCAGGUCAAGAAAACUGGAAAACUGCCAGUUGUGAACUUCGCGGCCGGUGGGGUUGCCACUCCAGCAGAUGCUGCCUUGUGCAUGCAGCUUGGUGUCGAUGGCGUGUUCGUGGGUAGUGGCAUCUUCAAGUCGUCCGAUCCCGCCAAGCGUGCCCGGGCCAUCGUGAAGGCCGUCACGCACUACAACGAUGCUCAGGUGGUGGCCGAGGUCUCGGAGGAUCUGGGAGAGGCAAUGACGGGUAUCAACUGCGAUGGCCUCGCCACACGCUUUGCGGACAGGGAGGGCGGCAACAUGCCUUCGGCCAAGAAGGCCAGGACUGAGUCCUACGGAGACCACAAAGGCCUCGCAGGCACGGCUUUCUGA